This is a messenger RNA of Amoebophrya sp. A120, 1380 nucleotides long. The record is from the annotation of a GenBank genome assembly. NCBI's taxonomy places the organism in Eukaryota, Dinophyceae, Syndiniales, Amoebophryaceae.
GCAAGUGCUGCGAUCUUCCACGGCGACCCGUCGAAGAGUGCGCUGUUGAUGUUGUCCCGUUGCGACGAGGGGCACCACUCCUCAUCCGAGAUAAAAACGGGCGGAGCAUCUUCCAAGGAAAGUACCGCAGCCGGUUCUGAAAAGACGACAGUGUCGAAAGAGUCAGUGUUGAAACAAAUGGAAGUAGAAACGGGGGUAGUUCCGGACAUCUUUGGCGCUGCAAGUUGCCCGCAAGAAGUAGAGACACCGCUUUAUUUCCUCCCGAGCCCCGCAGUGGACUCCCCGCAGACGGUGUUCGCGAAGACCCCCGACGAACUCUUCUGCCCCUCGCCUACGGCCAGCGCGACCGAGCUUGUUCUCCUCGGAGGCGUUUUGCACGGCUGGCCGGUGGUCAUUGGUGGACCAGCGUCGCAGGAUCUAGGACCAGUGAGACUGCUGGAAUGCACAGAAACUACAGAGGAGUUGGUUUUGCCUAGCGCAAACCACACACAGGAAAAAAGGGCGGCGAAGCGGGUCUCUUUCGAUUUGGUGCCGGAAGUGCGUGAGUUUUUCCCCAGGCCCGAGGAACAUUUCACCCCGGCGGAGCGAGCUGGUGCUAAAGUGUCGCGCUCCGGCAGGAGCGAGUUGGGGGACAUGGGCGUCAGCCCAGGCUGGAGCGGGUACCACCGCGGCCACGACGAUUUUUGCGAUCAUUGGUGGACUACGCAUUUUUGCGGCGAUCAAAACCAUUACCAUCACCAUUGCAGCCAUCGGGACUGGCAGAAGCGCCACGCCGGUCAGAAUCAUUUCCAGCACCAAUACAGCCACCACUAUUGGCAGAAGCGGCACGCAGGUCAGCAUUAUUACCACCACCAGUACAGCUACAGCCAUUGCGAUUUUUGGCAGAAGCGCCACGCCGGUCAUAAUUAUUAAUCAUACAUACAACACAGAUUUUUGGCGAACAAGCCAGCGCAGACAACAAUUCCUGAGUUAACAUUACAUUUUUUUGAAGUUUUUUGCAGUUGUUUUGAGUUUAUCGUUUCAUUGUUGUUCAUCACGAGCAGCCCCAUUCAAGUUUUCAUUCGCAAAAGGAAAGUAAACCACGAGAACUUCAUCACGACAGUGACACUUACCAACGGUGAAGAGCACCGAAACUUUUUUUGUUGAUACAGACACGAUUUUGGCACUUUUUCUUGUUGACAGAAAGUUUUCAGUGCAGCAACGCUCACUGCGCAUCUCUUUGGCACUAAUCGAUCGAACUGCUCACUUUCAUCUUCAAAGCUACACUAUUGUGAUUAUUCGAGACAACUACCGUGGCAGCUACUUGGUGUGCCACCCAUGUUUCACAAAAAUACGCUUCAUCAUUACCAUUUGGCUUGGAAAAGCACAACUGAAAGCAGG